Messenger RNA from Polychytrium aggregatum, 1347 nucleotides. RefSeq lists its product as uncharacterized. The transcript has 6 exons. The coding region runs from base 1 to 1347 and encodes 448 amino acids. NCBI's taxonomy places the organism in Eukaryota, Fungi, Chytridiomycota, Chytridiomycetes, Polychytriales. The record is from RefSeq and is a predicted model, not a curated record. Gene Ontology annotation, molecular function: oxidoreductase activity.
AUGGUCACCAAGAAACAGCUCGUCAUCGGCUCGGUCACGGCCCUGGUUGUCACAGGUGCCUCCAUCGGCAUCUGGCAAGGCAUCAGUCAUGCCCAGGGAUCUGACUCGGGCCGCAAUCUGUCGACGGACUCGGGCUCAGGCUCCAGCUCCAGCUCAAGUUCCAGCUCAAGCUCAAGCUCUGGAUCCAACUUGGCACUGCCAUCUUCCGGCAACGCACCAACCAAUGCGCCUCCGCCGCCUCAACCACCACCACCACCUCCUCCUCCUCCUCCUCCUCCACCAAGCGCGCUCUGUGGAGUCCGAAAGAGCUGGGAUACUCUGGCCCAGGACGAGCGCAAUAGGUUUAUUGCUGCUGUAAAGAAGCUCAAGACCGGUCCGAUCGCACCUGGUAACCAGUACCAAUACGACGACUUUGUCAAGAUACACUUGGACCAAACCAACAAUGCCCAUGGCGUGGGUGCUUUCCUCCCGUGGCACCGCAAGAUGAUCAAGAUAUAUGAAGAGCAUCUCCAGCGCAUCGACAGCUCUGUUUCGCUGCCAUACUGGGAUUGGUCGAAUCUCCAGAUCUCGCAGAACCCCGCCGGAAGCAGCAUCUUCACCGCAUCGGCCUUGGGCACGCAUGGCUCGGGAACCGACUAUUGCCUCGUGGACGGCAUUUGUGCAGGCUGGAAAAAGGUGUACCCUGAAAGCAGCGCCGGCGAUUGCAUCAAGCGGCAGUGGGAUCAGCCCACAUCCAUCUCUGCGUUUCCGCCGCAGGGCCUGAUCGACAACCUCAUGUCGAUCACCGACUACAAAACAUUCGAACAGUCACUUGAGGGCUACCACGGCAUCCCGCACGUCAAUAUCGGAGGCACUAGUGGCGACAUGACGAACAUGUGGUCCCCAAACGACCCCAUUUUCUUCCUUCACCAUGCCAACAUCGAUCGCAUCUGGAGCAUAUGGCAACAAGUCUCCUCACAGAACCUCAAUGCCUAUGGCGGACCACCACCCUCGAGUGGCGGCCUCUCACCCGCCGCAGCGACCCUCGAUGACCAGCUGAGUCCCUUUGGGGUAACACCCCGGGAUGUCAUGGACAACACCAAGGUCUGUGUUAGCUACCAAGCGCCAGCCUCGCUGCUUGAAGAGGAUAUCCCCAAGGUUCUGAAGAAGCCCCCACGCCUUUCGGAUGCCACCAUCUUGGCCUUCAAUCCCAAAGCCAAUCUCACCUUCCAGCACGAGCUCGAGGAUCAAAUGGAAAAGUUUAUUGACGAUUUCAAUACAGCAGCAGCAGCGGCGGCGGCGGCAGCAGCAAGUGCUACUAUAGCGUCUCCUGCUGUCGUUGCGACGGCUGCAUCGGACUCGAAUUGA